AUGGCUGCUGUAUCUAAAAAGUUUUCAUCCAAAGAGAUAAUAUCGGUCUUAUCCAAGUUUACUCCUUGCGAUGUUUCUGAUUCCUUGGUCCAACAUGGAAUCAGUAACGGGGGUUACAUUCCUAAUUUACAAAUUCGUUCACCAGCAACCGUUACUGAACAAACCAAGACAUCUGUUGGACCUGCCUAUACUGUUUUAUAUGCCCCUAAGUCUGAUCCCAGACCCGCAAUCAAAGAAUCGUACAUCGAUAAUAUUCCCGAAAAUAGCAUUUUGGUAAUUGGUUUACCCCCAUCUUGUCAAACAACAAAUGCCCCAUAUGUGACUGUUAACAAUGCUCUUUAUGGUGGUCUUAUGUCUACUAGGGCCCAAUAUAGGAGUGCCAAUGGGUCGAUUAUUUUAGGCAGGAUUAGAGAUUUAGAUGAGCACAACGACCUUGGUUAUCCCGUCUGGUCUUACGGAGUGGGCAGUACUGCUCCUGGACCUGUGGUGAAGGUCGUGGGAAUUAAUGUGCCCUUGGAUAUAACUGUUGCUGGAAUCGAUUCCAAUGAAAACCUCAAAGUCAACCCUGGAGACAUUAUGAUUGCCGAUAAAAAUGGCGUGGUUAGGUUACCUGUUUCGGAACAUGAAGGAAAAGAAGGACAAUUAGACAUUGAAUCGGUCUUGGAUUAUAUUCCCAAGAGAGUCGAUGCCGAUACUAAAGUAAGUGAAGACAUCAAGAAAGGGAAGCCUGCAGCUGAAGCACAAAAGUUUUGGCGUAGCAAGAUUUAA
Debaryomyces hansenii CBS767 is the source of this 768-nucleotide messenger RNA. Its product is annotated as bifunctional 4-hydroxy-4-methyl-2-oxoglutarate aldolase/oxaloacetate decarboxylase. The record is from RefSeq and is a predicted model, not a curated record. NCBI's taxonomy places the organism in Eukaryota, Fungi, Ascomycota, Pichiomycetes, Serinales, Debaryomycetaceae. The coding region runs from base 1 to 768 and encodes 255 amino acids. The transcript has a single exon.